AGCCUUCACAUGAUGAAUUCGAACUUCCUGAUAAUUGCUCUAUAGAUGACCAUGCUUCGGAACUCAAAGUAGAUGAUCCUUUAGAUGAACAUGCUGUCAAAGGCUACGUAAUCAAACUCAUUCUCUCGCUAAACAUGUCGCAAAUAAAACGCGGCAAGAUACGAGAAAAGAAGAGUCAAGCAAUGCGAGAAAAUGACAGGAACGAAAGAAAAUCUCUUUCCCAUACUGAAGCGCAAGCAGUACAAUAG
This is a messenger RNA of Ambispora gerdemannii, 248 nucleotides long. Lineage: Eukaryota; Fungi; Glomeromycota; Glomeromycetes; Archaeosporales; Ambisporaceae. The record is from the annotation of a GenBank genome assembly.